Zootoca vivipara (common lizard) is the source of this 9657-nucleotide messenger RNA. It is a transcript of the gene ATP10B, whose product is annotated as ATPase phospholipid transporting 10B (putative). Gene Ontology annotation, molecular function: ATP binding; magnesium ion binding; ATPase-coupled intramembrane lipid carrier activity. Gene Ontology annotation, biological process: phospholipid translocation. Gene Ontology annotation, cellular component: plasma membrane. Lineage: Eukaryota; Metazoa; Chordata; Lepidosauria; Squamata; Lacertidae. The record is from RefSeq and is a predicted model, not a curated record.
CAUUAAAUAAUGCUCCAGAUCUCCGUUCCAGCGCUACAAUUAAAUAACUGACAAUCAUAUUCUGUAGCAGGUGAUUUCUGCUUUAAAAUUCAUGUUGAAAUCCUGCUUCUGGCUCUAGAUAGCAUCUUAAAUAUUUAUUUUGGUAAACAUAUUAGAAAACCAUUCUAGUGUUAUGCUGGGGUUACUUAAAUUCCUGCCAGACUGCAAUGACCUGUCUGUGUCACGGUCCGGUCAGCGGGCAGUAGAAGCCCUGGCUGAGGACGUCAGGACCAGAGGCAAGAUGGUGGUGUAGAAGCGGGAACAGAUGCAGGGUUGAGGGUCCAGCAGCAGGCAGUCGCAGGGUCAAGGAGCAAGGCAGAGGCGAAGGUCUGGGGGUCGAGGAUCAAGGCGUCAGCAAGGCAGAGGUCCAAGGGUCAAGGAUCAAGGCGUCUGCAAAGGUGAGGGUCUAAGGAGCAAGGCGUCGGCAAGGCAAGGGUCCCAGGAGCAAGGAGCAAGGAGCAAGAGGCCAGAUGCAACCAGGCAGGGAUAGUGUUGCUGUGGCAAAGAGCUGAAGGGAAAUGCUGAGCUUUUAUCCCUCCCAGCUCUUGCCACCAGGUGCAGUGAGAUAUCAAGUGGUCUCACCUGAGUGGUCACUCCUUGCUUCUCCAGCACAAGCUGAGGCAGGCCCCAGUCCUGCAAAGCACUACAGGCCCCAGACUCCUGCCCAUACUCCUGCCCAUACUCCUGACAGUCUGCAUGCUUCUGCGGGAGACACUUAUAUCUCUACAGAGUUGUGUGUUUUUGUUGCUGUUGACAAAAGGGAUAUGUAACUUCCAAUGCACCUAGUGCCCACCAAGAAUGCUCUUGUGCUCCUGCUUGCAGGAGGAAUCUGCUUGGCCACUGUGAGAACAGGAUGCUGGACUAGAUGAACCAUCAUUCUGAUCCAACAGGCUCUUCUUGUGUUCUUAUGGCCAUAGAAAGCACUUAGGCACCAGGGAGGAAUUCUAUUUCCUAGGGUCUCUGCUGCCAUUUCAAACAGAAAUGCUGCUAUCCUUCAAAAUUAAUAUUUUUCUGAAUUUUGUGAUGAAGUUAGUGGGUGGUAGUCAACUAUGUUUUACUCAGAAUAAACCCACUGAAAUUAAUGGACCUAACGAAACCUUUCUCAUUAAUUUCAAUGGAUCUACCGUAAUUUAAGUAAAGCUGCACUGAAUACCACCCAUUGUGCAUCUGUUAGAGGAAAAUGUGCAUAAAAGCACACAUAUUAGUGAAAGUAGCACACAAAAAUGCUUUUUAUUAGGGGAAAUGGCUUGCAAAUCUGUAUCUUAGGCAAAAUUGCAUCUGGAAAUCUGUUUAUUAGGAGAAAAUUGCAAUGAAAGGCUGGUGGAUUUUCAUGAGGAUCUCUUUUAAAAACCACAAAUUGCUAUGGAAAUGUGGGAAACUGAAUUUAAGAUUGGAAACUUAACUGAGACCCAAACUUGACAGUUUUGUCCAUCCCUACUCACAAUGUGGGGUUAGAAGACUUUCAGGAGGGUAUUUGGGUUUUGCUGCAUUCCCAAAUAUGUAAUUGAGACUUGGGCUCAGAAUUAACUAAGCUACUAUAUUUUGUUUAAAAUGGAUUUUCUGAUCCCAAUUCAAAUCAAGCCACGUAGUAUUUACUUGUCACUAGAUCUGUAUAUGUUUUUACAACUCCCAAUGGGCAUUGAGGAAGUGGGAACCUCUUUGUGGGGACUCCUUAAGAAGUUUUGGGCUGUAACUGGAACAGUCAUGUAACUGGAAGUGUGUCUCAAUAGCUAAGGAAGGAGGCAUCAAGUUGCAUUGUUCUAUGUCUUUUGGGGGGGGGAUCUUUUACAAGUGCUACAGUGCUUUGGCCCCUGCCCUCCUAACACCACACCACAGAAAGUUAUUCAUUAAAUAAAGAUGCAACCUGUUUUCAACAGCUCUGUAUUCAACUCCUCUUUCUCCUUUCCACUUCCUGGUCCAGGCCCAACUGGACUAUUUCAUUUUUGGCUACAAGAAGGAAGCAGAAUGCAAAGAAAUAGCAUUUCCAGAGGCUGGGAAUCCCCAUGGUGACAAGAAAUACAAUAUAUUAUGAAAAGUAAACACAAAUAUGCAAAUGUUCUUUUUUGUGCAAAUAAUGCAGGCUGUAGAAUUCAUCUUUGGUCAGUGUGUAGUUUAGUUUUGUUGCACAGAAUUUCUUUGGGCAGAAAUUUGAUUGAUUUUGAGCCCUGUAUGCAUGCGCGCGCACACACACACACACGCGCGCACGCGGCAUUUAAUAUACAGUAUAUUAAACCUGUGGUAUUAAGAAUAUGUCCCAAAUAUUCAAGUAAGAGACAAAUAGUCUGAAACAUUUUCUGCUGUUUACAGUGAGAUUCAGGAAGUUUCUAUACAAGCAUAUAUCUAAGGAACAAAGUCCUCAUUCAUCACUACAAAGAGCAAGCACUAGGACCCAGGAUCACUCACUUGGAUGACUGGAAAACCGGUUUAUAGGAGGAUGAUACCUGUGUGCAUUUGUGACGUCAGUGUUCCAGCAGGUGUUGACUAAAAGCAAGUGAAAGCAAUCGCUUUAGUUAAACUCAGCCCGGCAUUUUGCCGUACAGCAAAUAUACAUAAAGAUUGAAGCUUAAAUUUUCAGAAACCUGUGCAAGAAAGUGUGGCUUUUAAGGGGCAGGAAGAUGUCAAGGAAAUGUGCCCUAUAAAAUUCCUGAGGGACAUCUUUUGGUUCAGAAGACCAUGCUGCCAGAAUGCUGCUUCUGAUUCUGAGAAUGAGGAGCCUGAAGAGAGAAGGACGAGGAGGAAAAAGAAAGAAGAAGCAAAAAGAGUCCUCAUUUCUAACUUGCCCUUUGAAGACACAUGGAAAGAAAACCCAAACAGACAUUAUGCGGGCAACAGGAUCAAGACCACAAGAUACACACUUCUGUCCUUCAUCCCUAAAAACCUAUAUGAACAAUUUCAUCGAUUUGCUAAUUUAUAUUUUGUGGGCAUUGCAGUCCUCAAUUUUGUGCCAGUGGUCAAUGCAUUUGAACCUGGGAUAUCCGUGAUCCCAGUCUGUGUUAUCAUGGCCAUCACAGCUAUCAAGGAUGCUUGGGAGGACUUUCGGAGAUUCAAACUGGACAAAGAGAUCAAUAGCAUGGGCUGCCUGGUAUACAGAAGGAACAAAAAAGCCUACAUUGAGACGUGCUGGGAAGAGGUACGAGUGGGAGACUUUGUGCAACUGCAAUGUAAUGAGACCGUCCCUGCGGACAUCCUGCUGCUCCACACCUCUGAUCAGAAUGGGAUCUGUCACUUAGAGACAUCAAAUCUUGACGGCGAGACGAACCUUAAACAAAGACAAGUUGUGAAAGGAUUCUCUAAUCAGAACGCUGAAUUUGAACCAGAACUUUUCCAAAGCACAAUUGUUUGCGAAAAACCCAACAACCAUCUCAAUCGAUUUAAAGGCUAUGUGGAGCAGCCUGACCUCACACGAAUUGGUUUUAACAAUGAAAGUCUCCUUCUUCGUGGAUGCACAGUGAGGAACACAGAGGUUACAAUAGGAAUUGUUGUCUAUGCAGGCCCUGAAACAAAAGCCAUGUUAAACAACAGAGGUCCUCGUUAUAAACGCAGCAAAAUAGAACAACGCCUGAAUAUUGAUAUAUUCUUCUGCGUGGGGCUGCUCUUCAUCAUGUGUCUCACUGGAGCACUAGGUCAUGGCAUUUGGAAUGGGCUCUUCUUAGAAUACCCCUUGUUUGUCAUUCCCGAUAUAAAUGGCAGCUAUCUCGCUCCAGCUCUUGCGGGUUUCUACAUGUUCCUGACGAUGAUAAUCCUCUUACAGAUUUUGAUCCCCAUUUCCCUCUAUGUAUCCAUUGAACUAGUCAAGCUAGGUCAAGUCUUCUUGAUUCAUAAUGAUAUCGACCUGUACAAUGAAGAGCUAGACUUACCCAUACAGUGCCGAGCACUAAAUAUCACUGAAGACCUGGGGCAAAUCCAAUACAUAUUCUCUGACAAAACAGGGACCCUGACGGAGAAUAAGAUGGUGUUUCGCCGUUGUACAAUUGAUGGGAGAGAAUUCUCACAUCAGGAAAAUGCCAAGAGACUAGAAACGUACAAGGAAUUGGAUUCAGAUACUGAAGAUGGGGCGAAACAUUUGAGUCUACCUCCAAACAAAGGUGGAGAAAUUCUCAGGCGGACAAGCACUGCUAAGCCCUUGAGGAGGUGGCAGAGUGCUCGGGCUCGGUUUCAGGGACACACAAGGCAGAGAUCUCUGGGUGGCACCUCUCAGUCUCAAGUGGCAUUUAGCAGUACCAUUGAGAAGGACGUGACCCCAGAUAACAGGCUGCUGAUGAAAGUGAGAAAUGCAUCGUGCCAGAAUGAAUCUUUGACACCAUUUAUGUUUGCAAAGACCACCUCCUCCAUCACAGACUUCUUUCUUGCUCUGACCCUCUGCAACACUGUUGUGGUCUCCACAGCAACCAACCCAAGACAAAGGGUUACUAUUCCGUCACCGAUGAAACCAUCAGGACUGUCCCUGGAGAAAAUUCACCAGCUGUUCCAGCGUCUAAAGCUGGCAAGCCUCAGCCAGUCUCUUUCGUCAGCUCAGUCAAAUUCAGACUUAGGAGAGAGUUUGACUACAGAAACCACCAGAGUCUGUGCUGAUUCUGAAACGAAAGAUUAUUUUUCUUCUCAGAGCUGUUCCACUUUAGCAGAUGAUUACAGUUUUAGAAGGGAUUCGAUCACUGGGAAAGACACCUUUGGGGACAGUGAUCCCACUCCAGCGGAGAUCUGUGGGGCAGCUAACCAGGGAGCUUCCCAAGCAGAGUUUUGUUAUGAGGCUGAAAGCCCAGAUGAAGCUGCCCUUGUCCAUGCAGCCCGGGCCUACCAGUUUACGUUAGUGUCCAGGACUGCUGAACAAGUGACUGUGAGGCUGCCAGAGGGCACCCUCCUGACCUUUGACCUCUUGUUCACUUUGGGAUUUGACUCCAACAGAAAAAGAAUGUCGGUGGUGGUGAGGCAUCCCCAUACUGGCGAGAUAAUUGUCUACACCAAAGGGGCUGACUCUGUCAUAAUGGACUUAUUGGAGGAACCUUCCAGAGCUAACCUAGCCAUGGAAAAGAAAAUAAGAAAAGUCAGAGAUCAAACACAGAAACAUUUAGAUUUCUAUGCACGAGAUGGCCUGAGAACUCUGUGCAUAGGUAAGAAGGUCCUAAGUGAAGAUGACUUUCAGAUAUGGGCCAACUUUCGUCGUGAGGCAGAAACAGCUAUUGACAACAGAGAUGAGCUACUCAUGCAAACAGCGCAACAUCUGGAGACGAAACUCACAUUACUAGGAGCAACUGGUAUUGAAGAUCGGCUGCAAGAUGGAGUGCCUGAUGCCAUUGCUGCUUUCAGAGAGGCAGGGAUCCAGACUUGGGUGCUGACUGGAGAUAAGCAGGAAACAGCAGUCAACAUUGCAUAUUCUUGCAAACUACUGGACCAAAGAGACACAGUCUUUACCAUUAAUACUGAAAGUAAGGAAACCUGUGAAUCACUGUUGGAUAUUACAUUGGAAGAAGUGAAGAAGGCACAAAGUAUUCAAGGGAUAGCUUGGACUGUUUUUGGCAUCAAGCUGCCAUUUUCUAUGCCCACCACUGUGACUGCAGAUUCUGCAAUUGGUCUGGUGGUUGAUGGAAGAACUCUGAAUACCAUUUUUCAGGGACAACUUGAGCAUAAAUUUCUGGAACUAACCAAGUACAGCCGUUCAGUUUUAUGCUGCCGGUGUACCCCCUUGCAGAAGAGCAUGGUGGUCAAACUUGUACGGGGUCAGCUGAAAGUUAUGACGUUGGCAAUAGGUGAUGGUGCCAAUGAUGUAAGUAUGAUUCAGGCAGCUGAUGUUGGAAUCGGUAUUUCAGGACAAGAAGGGAUGCAGGCUGUCAUGGCCAGUGAUUUUGCCAUAUCUCAAUUCAAGCACUUGAAGAAGUUGCUUCUAGUUCAUGGACAUUGGUGCUAUUCCCGCUUAGGCAAGCUGGUGAUAUACUUUUUCUAUAAAAACGUGACCUACGUCAACCUGCUGUUCUGGUACCAGUUCUUCUGUGCAUUCUCUGGGGCCGCCAUGAUAGACUACUGGCAAAUGAUCUUCUUCAACUUGUUUUUCACUUCUGUGCCACCAAUACUUUCCGGAGUCCUGGAUAAAGAUGUUUCUGCAGGAACUCUGUUGAGCUUGCCUGGUCUUUAUAAGAGUGGACAAAACUCAGAGGUUUACAAGCCUCUGACGUUCUGGGUUGCCAUUUUGGAAUCUUUUUAUCAGAGCCUCAUCUGCUUCUUUGUCCCUUAUCUAGCAUAUCUUGAUUCCGAUAUUGACAUUUUCAGCUUUGGAACAACAAUCAAUACAGUCGCUCUCCUUACUAUUCUGUUUCACCAAGCUUUAGAAAUUCAAACAUGGACUCUGUCCCAUGGAAUUACAAUCACUGUGAGCAUUCUUCUGUACUUCAUUUUUUCAACCAUCUACAAUGCUACAUGUGUCAUUUGCAACCCUCCCACCAAUCCCUACUGGAUUAUGGAGUCUGAGAUGUCGCAGGCGAGCUUUUAUUUCAUAUCCAUCAUUACUCCAGUCAUAGCACUUCUUCCAAGGUAUCUUAUCUUGGCUCUUCAGGGAACUUUUGAGGUAUCACCCAUUGUGAAAGCACAACACUUGGAUAAGCUCCCUAAAGAACAACAGGACUGGGAAAUAAAGAAAUGGAAAUUGAGGGAACAAGGCCGAGGUGUCUGCAAUGAUGGGCUUGAAGGACCCAUUGCAAACAUGGGUGUGUCCCCACCUGACAACGCAGCAGAGCGCAUGUUUCAGGGUCUCUGUCCUCCAGAACAAGAAGCCCUCAGGAACCAGACAUCAAACAAUGACUACACCAAAUGGUGGGGUGGGGAAGAGGAUGCGGCCGCUGGUUUCCUGUCAGAAGAUGCAUCUCCUGGGCAGAGUACACCAGCAAAGCCCUUUUCUGGCCUCCUGACCAAUGGCGCUAAAAGUUCCAGUCAAAGGAGCCACCGGCGGUCUGUGAGUGCAGUGACUCUAUGAAAGAGCUUGAGUUUUUGAUUAAAAGAAAUUGAAAUUGCUUCUCUGCACAUCCUCCACCUCCCACAUGGUGAGCAAAGGUAGCAGAGGGAAGAUAGAAUUUCUAUUUAUAUUAAAUGGCAAUGCCUUGUGGAAAGAGAGACCUAAAGUAUAAUUUCACCAGCCUGGCGGGACAAUGUGUUUUAUCUUCACAAUGUGCUGUUCCUCCAGUAUGUGCAAGUGAACUUACUGUGAGGAAAAGAAGUUCCAAACAACUCGGAGAAAUAUUAUGCAAGAAUCCCUUCGUCAAUGUGAAAUGCACUAUUUCCUUGGAAACGGACAGUAUCACCUGAGGAGAACUAUUUUGCUUCAUCCAAUAAUGAGUCCCUUCUGUCUUCUGAAUCUGACCCUAAACAUGUCACUCUGAGCCUCCUGCUGAUUGGCAGCUACAUGGCUGCAAUACAGUUUUGAUCCAUUUUGCUACUACUAUAGAAUUGUUUCCUAGGAAUUUCUUCAGAUUACAGCUUUUUAUGGUAAAAUAAUCAGUUUUAAAGACCAGAAUGAAAUAAGUCAACAGUGCUGAAUUCAUCAACCUGGGCAUUUUGCAAUUCAACAUACAUAACCAUGUGUAAAAGUAUUUUAUAAAAUGUUUUUUAUAAGUGUCUGUGUGUAUGUGUGUGUGGUGCAUUACGAAUUUGGUUAUUUGUGUAACCAACCCCCUAAUCCCAAGCACACCUACUUUGAUGUAAGGUCCAUUGGUUUCAAAUGAAUUAUUUCCCAAAAGAGACCACAUCAGACCACGUGAGGGUUGGCCCUAGGAAUGAGCGUGUUUAUUCCACUCCUCUUCAGUUGCAGUUUUCAGUAUCUUCCAAAUCAUGGACACACCACAUCACCUCUCUGGUCUUCAGGUGUUGUAGUGAGGAGAGAGGAUCCAAUGAGGAUGAAUGUGCUAACUCCACCCCCUUCUGCAGCCAUUUUUCUCAUCUUCCAACUUGAGAAAAGUAGUGUACUUUUCCAUCUAUAAGACGCCCCCAUGUAUAGAUAGAUAGAUAGAUAGAUAGAUAGAUAGAUAGAUGAUAGAUACUUUAUUGUCAUUGUACAUAGUACAACGAAAUUGAAUGCCAUCCCAUUAACAAAACAAAACACUAUUACAGCCACACACACACCCAUCACAACUCCCCAAGAUCAUAUUAUUUAGUUACAGCAUUUAAGAUGGUUAUAGCUCUUGGAUAGAAACUGGUUUUUUAAUCUAUUCGUUCUUGAUUUAAUUGUUCUGUAUCUCUUGCCUGAGGGCAACGGUGCAAAAAGACUAUAUCCAGGACAAGGUGAAUCUUAUAAAAUAUUAUUUGCUUUUUUAAGGCAACGGGGAUUGUAUAGUUCUUCCAGAGAUGGGAGAGGAUGCCCAAUAAUAUUUUGGGCUGUGGUUAUGACCUUCUGGAGCACUUUCCUGUCCAUGAAUGUGCAGCUGGAAAACCAAGCACAGAUACAGUAUGUAUAGAGAGAGGGUAUAAGACGUCCCCUAUUUUGGGGGACUCAAAUUUAGGAAAAGGGGGGAAGAGAUGACACACAGAGUUCUUGAGCUUUUUUGUGGAUGAUUACCCAGAGUUCUUGAGCUUUAUGGGGGGAGGCUUACCCAGGGUUAUUGAGCUUUUUUUAGGGGAGAUUGCCUAAAAUCGCUCACCCGCACGCAUCACUAAAUCCACCUCCACCUGUCCCGUCAACGGCAGAAGCUGCCAAUCGCCCAUCCAACUGCCAGAGCAUCAGCCAAUCAACACCAUCCAUUGAUGUAGCAAUCAAUAACAUGCACAAUAGCCACUGACAACCUCGGCAGCAACCAAUCAAAUGUCCGCCCUAUGCACUGUCCAUGUAUAAGACUACCUCCACUUUUUAGCAUGAUUUUUAAAUAAAAGAACAUAGUCUUAUACACAGAAAAGUAUGGUAGUUACCUACAUUAGGGAGCCUUUUGUGUCUGAGUGGCCUCCCCAUGUGUUUUAGAACUCUGGAAAAUGCAAGCUCCAUAAUGUGUGGGCAGCCUCUGCAGAUACAAAAAGCUCCCUGCUACAGACAGUGUUGGAUUUUUUGAAUAGUCAAGUUACUUUAGAACCGGUCUAAUGUAAAUACUGUUUGUUUAAGAGAAACAGGUGUCGGUGUUUCUGUUAAUUUCUCACAGGCGUGGGCUCUGCUCCUUGUAUAUAUAUAAGGCUCUGCUAGAAAGCCUUCUGUAUCUCUUAGUUAGAUCUUUCAGUUUGAUUCAUCUCUUAGUAGAUCACUCUCUCAGUUGUUCUCCGUUUAAGAGAUUCCCAGUUGAAUCUUAGUAUGAGAGUUGCUUAGUUAUAAAGCUAGUUUGCUGUUAAUUCUUAGGUAGUUUAAUGGAUGUUAUGUGGGAGUUUGUGGGAGGUUUGGAAUGGUUUGAAGGUUGAAAUGUGGGUAGAUAAAGUUGUUAAGAGAGAAAGCAUUAUCUUUAGUUUAAAGUCUCUUUAGAGUCAGUUUGCUUUUCAGUUAAAGAAACCCAACCGUUUGUAUUUUCAUCUGUAUACUUUUACAAGUGUACAGCUAGUAAGGGGUUUCAUAUAAGGGAGAUAAUUCCCCACACUCUUGGUGGUGUUUUCUUAGCCAGGUCAACUUCUGACUGUGUAUACUCUGCGUGAAGCAUACUUUAAAGGGCCACUGUAAACUGGGAU